Mus pahari (shrew mouse) is the source of this 1010-nucleotide messenger RNA. RefSeq names its product ER membrane protein complex subunit 4 (gene Emc4). Gene Ontology annotation, biological process: protein folding in endoplasmic reticulum. The coding region runs from base 126 to 677 and encodes 183 amino acids. The record is from RefSeq and is a predicted model, not a curated record. Gene Ontology annotation, cellular component: EMC complex. NCBI's taxonomy places the organism in Eukaryota, Metazoa, Chordata, Mammalia, Rodentia, Muridae. The transcript is spliced from 5 exons.
AUGCGCCGGAAGUGCACUGCGGCGAACGCGAGGAAGUCGGAGAGCUUGCAAUCGCCGCUGCUGGUUCUUCCCUGCUGAACGCAGCGGCCGGGGGGUGUGGGUGCUUUUAGCCAGCGGCCGCUGUCAUGACGACCCAGGGGGGCCUCGUGGCUAACCGAGGCCGGCGGUUCAAAUGGGCCAUUGAGCUGAGUGGGCCGGGAGGAGGCAGCAGGGGCCGAAGUGACCGGGGCAGUGGACAGGGAGACUCCCUCUAUCCAGUCGGUUACUUGGACAAGCAAGUGCCUGAUACCAGCGUGCAAGAGACCGACCGGAUCCUGGUGGAGAAGCGCUGCUGGGACAUCGCCUUGGGUCCCCUCAAGCAGAUUCCCAUGAACCUCUUCAUCAUGUACAUGGCAGGCAACACCAUUUCCAUCUUUCCUACUAUGAUGGUGUGUAUGAUGGCCUGGCGACCCAUUCAAGCACUUAUGGCCAUUUCAGCCACUUUCAAGAUGCUGGAGAGUUCAAGUCAGAAGUUUCUUCAAGGCUUGGUUUAUCUCAUUGGGAACCUGAUGGGUUUGGCAUUGGCAGUUUACAAGUGCCAGUCCAUGGGACUGUUGCCUACACAUGCAUCAGAUUGGCUAGCCUUUAUUGAGCCCCCUGAGAGAAUGGAGUUCAGUGGAGGAGGCUUACUUCUGUGAACCCCAGAAAGCACCAUGUAUACGGACCUCGUUUGCAUUUUAAGCUGUUGACUCCUAAACAUCCUCCCUUAAAAUAGUCAUGCAUGUGGAGAAGAGCCAAAAAGCUUGCAUUUUUCCUGUGGUGAGGACAGAGAUUCUACAAGGACAGUGUGCAGCAUGUUACAGCAGAAAAGAAACUAUAGCACAACUUAUGACUGAAAAUAAUGUAGAAAACUUUAUUUAUGUUCCCAGCACAGAGCAAAACAAACAAAACCAGACUCUAUGUAAACAAAAGAAUAGCAGCUGCUCAGUAGCAGCAUCUCCUUUCAAUAAAUUAAAUGGUUGAGAACAAUG